AUGGACGGCUUCGAUGUUACCAAGGCUCCUCCUGAGUACCGAGCUGUUGAGCCCAUUGCCAACCUCUUCGUCCUGGGCAUGGGUGUCGGCUGGCUGAUCAAUUAUGUGGGCAUGGUUUACAAGUCAUUCAAAGAUGAGACCUAUGGAAUGGCCAUCAUGCCCUUGUGCUGCAAUAUCGCCUGGGAAGUUGUGUACGGCAUAAUCUAUCCCUCCAAGAGCUGGGUGGAGCAAAGUGUUUUCCUUGCGGGACUUAGCAUCAAUUUUGGUGUUAUGUACGCUGCUGUUAGAUUUGCACCAAACGAGUGGACCCAGGCCCCUCUGGUGAUGCGCAACCUUCCACUUAUCUUUGCUCUAGGAACGUUCGGUUUCUUGACUGGCCAUUUGGCCCUGGCAGCAGAAAUCGGCCACUCGCUUGCUUACUCGUGGGGGGCCGUGGGGGAGCACACGUGGCGCUUCUUACACCCUAUGGCUCUCUCGUUUUUUGGGAUCGUCGUGCACGGUGAUAUUCGCAUCCCUGAGAUGGAAAUACUGGCCUGA
Molecule: messenger RNA, 537 nt
Organism: Aspergillus viridinutans
Lineage: Eukaryota; Fungi; Ascomycota; Eurotiomycetes; Eurotiales; Aspergillaceae
Exons: 3
Coding region: 1-537 (178 amino acids)
Molecular function (GO): lyase activity
Source: RefSeq, a predicted model, not a curated record